AUGUCCGACCAAACCGACGAUUGUAGCUAUGCUGGCUACAAUCCUGCCUGCAAUUCUCGAUCACCUAGCUACACUCCAAACGCCCCCGGUCUUGAAGCUCAGCCAGGCAAUCCAUGGGAGGGGCACGAACACUUCGAGGGCGCGGCGCUCACUUCACCCAACAUUACACUCGAAGUUGGCCCAAUACCCGUUCUCUUCACGGCACACAAGGCAGUCUUGACUCGAUGCAAAUAUUUCGUCAAGUGCCUGGAGCCUGGAAAAUUCGAGGAAGGCGUCAGCAACAGAAUCCGAUUGCCCGACGAAUGUCCCAAAGACAUUGAGAAGAUGCUUGGAUUCCUCUACACUGGAAAGCUGUUUCGCGGCGACUCCAGUGACUCGGCCACAGUGCAUGAAGAUAUCUUAUGGGGACCAGUAGGAGAUUGGAUCUCGUACCUCAUUCAGUACUUCUUCAUUGCCGACAGGUUUUGCGUCGAUGACAUGUGCGAUCAAGUCAUAGAGGUUGUCCAGACUUCCAUACCCGCUCGAGCGUUUCGUUGGCGUCACCUUGAAAAGCUCAACGAAGCAGGCUUGAGGGGUUCCAAUUUGUGGCAAGCUGUCCUGAAGAUAAUAGCCCAGGGCGUUGAGGGAGCGGAGCGUCAGGUCGACCUGGACAAGCUGAUGAAUGAUGGCCUUGCUUCCAAUCCCGAGAUUUGUUCGGACUUGCUGAGGGAGAUCGCCAAUCUCGUCAAACAGAACCCAAGCAUUUCUUGUUGUAAACACAGUGGGGGAUGGGACGGUUGGGGAUGUAAUGCCCACAAAAGCCAAUCAGACAACUACCGGCCUUACCCAACGGGAGUGGAGUUGUGA
Messenger RNA from Exophiala xenobiotica, 846 nucleotides. RefSeq lists its product as uncharacterized. Lineage: Eukaryota; Fungi; Ascomycota; Eurotiomycetes; Chaetothyriales; Herpotrichiellaceae. The record is from RefSeq and is a predicted model, not a curated record. The transcript has 2 exons. Gene Ontology annotation, molecular function: protein binding. The coding region runs from base 1 to 846 and encodes 281 amino acids.